Molecule: messenger RNA, 225 nt
Organism: Ceraceosorus guamensis
Lineage: Eukaryota; Fungi; Basidiomycota; Exobasidiomycetes; Ceraceosorales; Ceraceosoraceae
Exons: 2
Biological process (GO): vacuolar proton-transporting V-type ATPase complex assembly
Cellular component (GO): endoplasmic reticulum membrane
Source: RefSeq, a predicted model, not a curated record
UCGCUGUUCCAGCCAGGUCUAAAUACACCCAUGAAGAAAGCGAUGGAUCUAAGCUUUUACGGCUUGUUCAUCGUCCUUGGAGGUCUAUCACUUCUAACGGGCGGUAAUGUACACGUGCUGGCUUUGCUAGGUAUCGCUAUUGCGCUAUUCUGCAGUAUCAAUUGGUUCUUGUCGGAGCUUGCCAAGCUGCCACCGUCAGCGAGGGAAGUGCAGCAGAUGCCUUCG